AUGAACUUCAUUAUGUGUAAAAAUCCAGAAGCUAAUGAGAACGUUGAAGUUUUUGCGGACACAACCCGAAAGAUUAGUGCGAUGUGGAGGCUGUGGCUGAAGAACUCUGUAGGACUAAUGCGUCCAUUACUCAAACAUAAUUUCCAUGGUUCUGCAGUUUUUGUUCUUCUUGUUAAAUAUCUCUUGGAUCGAUGA
Capsella rubella is the source of this 195-nucleotide messenger RNA. RefSeq lists its product as uncharacterized. The record is from RefSeq and is a predicted model, not a curated record. Bases 1 to 195 code for a protein of 64 amino acids. NCBI's taxonomy places the organism in Eukaryota, Viridiplantae, Streptophyta, Magnoliopsida, Brassicales, Brassicaceae. The transcript is spliced from 2 exons.